Messenger RNA from Nerophis lumbriciformis (worm pipefish), 1275 nucleotides. Lineage: Eukaryota; Metazoa; Chordata; Actinopteri; Syngnathiformes; Syngnathidae. The record is from RefSeq and is a predicted model, not a curated record.
AUGUGGCUACUAGAGAAACUACGUAACAAAAUGGAGAGCAGCGGGACGUCAUCUCAGCCCCCGCAGACCACUGAAGCAAUACCCGUGGCUGUAUAUGCCAAUGUGCUGACCCCUGAAAAGAUUCCCAAUUUUUUCAUCCCCCCCAAACUCAUAUGCUGCCCACCAGAAGAGUCGUCACCCCCCAAGCCUCAGCACGGCUUGGGCUUGCGAGCAUCCUCCUCCGAUCACGUCAUCUGCGUUCAGAGUCCCAGGGGCAAAAACCCCAGCAGCCCUCGCCUCUUUUCCCGCCUGGGUGGGGACGCACGCAACCUCCAGAAGUCGGCCAACCGCCACAUCAUCCAGAUAGAAAGCGCGGACGAGCCAACCGCCGGGACUCUGGACACCAACACAAACGCAGACCCACAAUCUCAGACUGCCAUGUCAUUGCCUUACGUCCCAAAAGCCCAGACUUCUUACGGCUUCUCCACCCUGAUGGAGUCUCCGCACACCCGACGCAAGGAAAGCCUGUUCCACAGCGACCCCAGCAGCCCCCUUACCUCCCCCAACAGCCAGAGGCGCUCCCAAGGGGGGACUCACCUGGCCCCCGCCAACAACCCUUACCGCUACUUCAGCGGCGGUGAGAGCGACACCUGCUCCUCGGCGGAUUCGUCUCCAUUUAACUCUCCUCUGCUGUCGCGCUCAGCCUCUCUGCUGCGAUCCUUCACUCAGGAGACACAUGCCAAGGUAUCUCGUGCCAAGCGCUCCCUGGCCCGCCACAGCUCUCUUUCCACCGACGAUUGCAGCUCUGCCGACAACAGCCCGAACAUGCAGCGUCGCCGUAUGCGUUGCCCUACCUCUCCUGCCCUGCGCAAGUGCAAGAGCAGCGCCUUAAGGGGCGUCACCUCUGACCCUUUGCAGCGCGAGCACACCGUCAACCUGCACAAGGGCGGGACGCUCAGACUCAGCACGCACUAUGACCCAGAGGCGGCGCGGCUGAGGGUCCGUGUGCUGGCCGCCGAGUCCAUUUACGCCAAGCAGAUGGACCUGAAAAGUAUCAACUGCUGUGUGGCACUUUACCUGAAACCUGGCAAGAAGCAGAAACAGAGAAGCACCAUUAUCAAGAAUAGCAGGAAUCCCGUUUUCAAUGAGGACUUCUUUUUUGACUCACUUCCUAAGGCGCAAGUGAAAAGUAUGGCCAUGAAGAUAAAGGUGAUGAACAAGGGAACCAGUUUGAAGAGAAACAUGCUUCUUGGAGAGCGAGAAGUGAUGCUCAGUGAGUUGCUGGCAGGCCUGUAG